Molecule: messenger RNA, 6853 nt
Organism: Sphaeramia orbicularis (orbiculate cardinalfish)
Lineage: Eukaryota; Metazoa; Chordata; Actinopteri; Kurtiformes; Apogonidae
Product: LIM and calponin homology domains-containing protein 1-like
Exons: 31
Coding region: 330-5501 (1723 amino acids)
Biological process (GO): regulation of focal adhesion assembly; positive regulation of stress fiber assembly
Cellular component (GO): stress fiber
Molecular function (GO): myosin II head/neck binding
Source: RefSeq, a predicted model, not a curated record
CGUCCCUUAAAUGCGCGGCACCGGUGGCGGAGCACAACGUCACUUCAGCAUAGAAAUUGUUAUUUUUAGCGCCUGGUUCCCGUUGCAGUGUCAGGGUCGCACGAGGCUGUUUCUCCAUCAGUUAGAGCAGGACUCCCGGGGAAGCACGAGCAGCCUCAACGCGACGAGGACGCGGAUAACGGACCCACGGAGCCGGGACGGGAACGCACACCGCCACGCACCACAGCCUCAUCACAGAUCACACACAUCGCCCUAACACCACCAUCCGUCCGUCCGUCCGUCCAUCAGCUUUCCCGGUAUCAGUGUGACCCAAACCGGCCUGCGUGGAGAUGGCUACCCCCGAAGCGGCAGGUCACCACGUAACCGACGCAGCGCGAGCCGAGCCGGGCCAGAACCAUCCAGAACCAGCCUGUCAGGAGGCGCAGAAAUGGAUAGAGGCCGUAACAGGGAAAAGCUUUGGAGACAAGGACUUCCGCAGUGCCCUGGAGAACGGCAUCCUGUUAUGCGAGCUGCUGAGUGCAAUCAAACCAGGGCUGGUCAAGAAAAUCAACAGACUACCCACCCCCAUCGCAGGCCUGGACAACCUAUCAGUCUUCCUGCGGGGCUGUGAGGAGCUAGGUCUGAAGGGCUCCCAGCUGUUUGACCCCGGAGAUUUACAAGAUACUUCAAUACGAGCUAACCUCAAGGAUUCAGAUUGCAACCGCAAACUGAAAAAUGUGCUGAACACAGUUUUCUGGCUGGGAAAGGCUGCCAGUGGCUGUGCCUCCUACAGCGGUCCCACACUUAACCUCAAAGAAUUUGAAGGGCUGCUCGCUCAAAUGAAAGUGGAGAGCGAGGAGGGAGGUGAGAGUCCACAGAAGCGUAGCGUCAGAGACAGCGGCUAUGACUGCUGGGAUUCAGAGAGGAGCGAGUCUCUUUCUCCGCCACGACACACUCGAGACAACUCCCUUGACAGUCUGGACUCGUUUGGCUCCCGCUCACAGCACAGCCCGUCUCCUGAUGUGGUGAAUCGGGUCAACAGUGAUGGGCGAGGCAGCGACUCAGAGGCCGAUGCCCCCGGCAAGAAACCAGAUGUUCGCAAGGAUGACAUGCUGGCCAGACGGACCGCCAGCAGCGAUACAAGAAGCUCCAUUCCCUUUAACCAGUUCCUUCCAAACCGAGCCAAUGCCAGCGCCUACAUCCCAACCCCACGACGGAAAGCACAUACGGAAGAGGGAGAACAGCGGAGUCACACUCAAGCCACUGCAGAGCAAAGCAGAAGAACUGGACCUCAAAACAAACCCCCCAAGACUGUGACUUGGGCACCUGAAAACAAUUCUAACCACGAAGAGAAGCCCAAACAGGAAGACGAACUGGUGACCCAGGACGUGUUGGAACAAAGGAGGCUGCAGAAAUUGGAAAAAGCUGGGAUUAAAGUUCUACCUGCUGCCGUUCGUUACAGCAGCCCUCCAAUAAAAGACCAACCAGAAGUGAGGUCACCGUCACCGAACAUCAUCCUUCGCCGUGAUAAUGACUUUUUAAGCUCUCAGAAAUCAGCGUGGGACUCUUCAUCCGAUGGGGAGGAAGAAGCAGAUUCACGAAAGGUCCCAGAUGUUCAUAAAGAUGACCUGGCGUCCAGACGUGCUGCACGUGGCACUGUUGCCCCCAAAGUGCAUCAGUUCAUUCCUCCACCUGUUUGUAGCAGCAAAGACAGAGAGCGCUGGGAAGGCAUUAGACGAGCCUCACAGCAGACACUCCAGGAGAAGGAGAUGAGUGAGAAGGAAGCAGUCCCUGACAUCAUUACACGCAGAGACAACCCCUUCCUAAACUUCACCCCUCGCCACAAGCAAGAGGAGGAGGAGGAGGAGGAGGAGGAAGAGGCGAUUGUUCAGGCGAUACCUAAUAAACAGAAGGAUGACCUGGCUCUUAGGCGGGCUCAGAGCAGGCCCCUCCCUCACAGGGAUGGACCAAUGAGCUUUGUUUCGACUUCCAUGAGUCAGGCUGAUAUGCAGAAGUGGGAGAGACUCAAGAUGACUGAACCCAGUGAGGCUAGCCCAGCUCCUGUGUGUCAGGCUUGUCUGGAGAAAAAUUAUGGAAGCCCUUUCAGCGGAUCAGCAAAGGCUGCACGGGGUCACAGCAAAGUUGUGACCUUUGGGGGCGUGACUGAGAUCGGGCAGCCAAUAGACACAGUCACGUCAAGUGAAGGGGAGGAGACGGAGUUGCUAAGACGACUCCUUUUCAAACCGACUGUAGCCAUGCCUACCAUUGGCCUGGGCUCCCAGCUUUCAGAGCGGGAACGCAGCCAGGUAGUUGGAGCUGACGUCAGUCAAUCUAAUCUCCUGCCCUCCACUCCUGAGGCUGCCCCUUCUCCUGCUGAGAUGGAUGCAUGUUUUGCUCAGUAUGUAAGAAGAACAGAGGAGGAGGAGGAGGAUGAAGAGGAAGAGGAGAGAAUCCCAGAUCUUCGGAAAGAUGACAUGAUGGCAAGGAGGACAGGGGUUUUCCAUAAACAAAGCUCUGCGACAGUGAGUUACAACCGUUUCCUGCCUCUGCCUCGCUCCAAACACAGCACACAAGGUGAAAUCUGUACAGAUUCUUUCCCGUGGAAUAAAAAGGAAGUGCAAGCAGAUGGGAACAAGAAAUUGAACAUCAGAGCGGAGCAGCAUCAAAGCAGAGUCACCAUGGAAACACCUCAACCUCAUCCCGACAUUAUCAGAGCUCACAGUGAACGUGAAUAUGACGACGAAGAAGAUGAGUAUGAUGAAAACGAGACUGUGCCUGACCCAGAGAAGGAUGAUAUGAUGGCUCGAAGGGCGCGAUUCUUGCAGAAAACAAAUGCAGUCAAAACAAAUCAGGCAUUCAACCAGUUCUUACCAGUGCCUGGAUCGGUUAAAUAUAACGUCACCUCAGUUUCUGCAAUGAAGCAAGUACACAGUCGACCCAAAAUCACAGAAAAAAUCACCAGCGAAAGCAGCAUCGUUACCGUGGCGACAGAAUCUCAGGCCCUGCCCACAAAGCCACACACUAGGAGGUUUGCAGGGUUGAGGGCUAGAGGGCCAGAGGAGGAGGAUAAAAAGCAAGAUGUAUACAAGGCAGAGUGUAACCCCCCUGUCACCGGUGUGACUGAGCCCCUCUUCUCUCCAUCACUCACCCCUCCACUCAGCCCCGUUUCCAUCUUGGCUCGUAAACCGGAGGCAGAGUUGGACAAACAGAAUGCGAUGGAAAGAGUUGAGGAAAAAGUGGAAGAGAGAAGGGAGGAUGUGAGUGAGCAUCCACGAAAGAAACCCUUCUGGCUGGAGGACGAUGAACUACCUCCCAUGAUGAUGAGCCGACGAAUUGGUUUUAUGUCUGAGGACACUGAGAGUGUGAGUAUGAGCGACAUGCUUAAUGAAGACGAGCUGGGACAGUUACCACAACUUAGUCAGUCACGAUACGAGCGCAUGCAUGAACAGUACAACAACUUCCAGGAUGAAGAUGACCAGUGGCAAAAUGAUCUGGCUCGAUGGAAGACCCGCCGUCGCACUGCAUCACAUGACCUGAUCAAGAAGGAGGAAGAGAGGAAGAGGAUUGAGAAGAUGAAGGAGGGGGGGAAUGAAAGCAAUAAAAGGAAAAGCAUAAAAACCUACAAAGAGAUAGUGGAGGAGAAGGAGCGAAGGGAGGCGGAGUUGUGUGAAGCCUACAGGAGCGCAGCCACUCCAGAGGAAGCAGCUGCAGUUUUACAGCGUUAUGCUCUUCGGUUCACCAUCAGCGAUGCAACCCUGGACAGCCUUAAACUGCCCAGAUCCACCUCAAAACCCAAAGGCGAACUAAUACUAGAGGACAAUGCACACAAGCCCACGUCACCUGUUAAUGACUCUAAGAUGUCAGAGGAUCUGCACAAACCAGAAUCAGUCGUUGUAAAGGACCCGAAGCCUGCAGAAACGGAGACAAAGACAUCUGCUGAACAGGAAGAAUCUAAGUCCUCCACCUCCACUACACCCAACAGUCCCGUUAAAGCAAUCACACAAGAUGUGCCACCUCAGGCAAAAGAACUUAGUGAACCUCAGUCUAAACCAGCAGAGACUCCAACCACACACCAACAGCCGAUGACAGAGGAUACACAGCCUCAGACCAAACCCUCUGCGCCUCCUCACAGUUCACAUCCUGUUCACACACUUCCCUCCCCUCCACCUGUAUCCUCUAGACCCGUCCCCCUGCUGGUAGCCAAACCCUACUGUCAGCCCAGGAGCUCACAGUCUGGACUCAAACCUGUCAAGAUGGACGGCUUGGUUCGAGUGAAUGGAGAGGCAACAGAGGAUUUGUCUGUUUCUGUUCCUCCUGCCUCCCCACUACACUCACCAGAGGAGAACAAAACUGUUUCACCCAAAAAGACGGAGAAAGACGUUCCCUCUGAACAGACUGUGACAGAUCAGAAAACAGCAGAGCAGCCACCUUCUCCACAAACACUGAGGUCAACGCCGUCCUCAGGCUCAGCCAUCAGCUCCCUUAUUGGAGGCAGAAACUGUAUCAUCACCACGACCAUUGUGACAGAAAUGACGCAUGUGGAGCCACAUCCCCACAAUAUCCAAAGCAAUGGACAGGUGAAUGGCACAACAGGGUUCUGUCCAAAACCAGAGGAAAAAAAGAGUCCACCUGCGACAACACCCAUGCAAGAUUACUCUCCCACCGUGACAGAGGGUCUUGAGGAGAGCGGUUUUACUAUUGAGACCCCCAUGUUGAACUUGGCUAAACGUGUUAAUCACUGGGUCUGGGACCCCAAUGAGGAGCGUAAACGCCUGGAAAGGUGGCAGCAAGAGCAGGAGCGCCUCCUACAGGAGCAAUACCAGAAAGAACAGGAGAAGCUGAAGAAGGAGUGGGAGAGAGCACAGUUAGAGGUGGAGGAGGAGGAGCGGAAACACAAUGAAGAGGAGAGACGUAUUCUGGAGGAAACUGUGACACCACUCAAUCCCUCUGGCUUGUUGAGUCAGCAGUCUGGACAAGCAGAUAUGACCCCAUCACCUGAAGAAAACAACAAGUCAGAGAAGAGCAACAACCUCCUGCUACACAAUGGACAGAACCUCAUCACACCCAGUGAAGGUCAACAUGCCUCAAAGCUGCAUUUUUUCCAAGAUUCCGCUUGUGACAAAGAAGCAUCAAAGAAACAGGAGCUGUGGAAGACGGCAUCUCUGGACCGCAACCCUCAGCAGCCCAACCAGCCACACACUGUUAAAAGGUCCGGAUCACAUGAUGCUGUGACGAGCACCCAGCAGUGUUCCCCGUCAUCGCCUCAGCCUCCUUCACCAAGCAGAUGUGUUAGCGGGAAGAGGCUAUGUUCAGGAUGUUCUCAGCCUCUGGGGAAAGGAGCCGCCAUGAUCAUCGAUACGCUGGGGCUGUUUUUCCACAUGCAGUGCUUCAAGUGUGGCGUGUGUCAAGGGCAGCUGGGCGAUGCCACUUCAGGGACUGACGUCAGGAUCCGUAAUGGACUGCUGAGCUGCCAUGAAUGCUACAUAGCAUCCAGGGGCAGAGGUCAGCCCACCACACUAUGAUGGCCUGUAUUUGGACUCAAACACCAACUGUCACCACGAGUGAUUGGACGGAGAACAAUCUGGAAUCUUCAAUCACUUUCUGGACCUUCUGGAAUUUCCUGGAAAACUCUUGGAAUUGUCGCUUUUUCCUGAAAUGCGCAAACAGCUUUACAGCAAAAAAAAAAAAAAAAAAAAUCCACAAUACAUGGACAGAAACACCACCUGCAUAAGCGUACAUGUGAAUACACUUCUUCUGAUGAUUAUCUGUAGCAUGGACUUAAUCAAGAAAAUAGUGUGUUUAGGCCUUUGCACAUCCAUGUUAAGCACAGUCAAGUAACUAAAAUAAGGUUCAGCUCAAACCUGAACUCUACUGUCUUUAACACAUCAGUCCCAAAAUCUAAUUCAGCAGAGAUUCAUCAGCCCCUGCUUCUGCACUGGUCAUGUGACUCGUCUCUGAGCGUGACGUAAAGUGGUUUGGGUUGAAUAACCUGAAGUAGCUUGACCAUUAUUAUGCCUUACUCAUAUCUUCUCAUUCAUUUUGGCUUUUCUGUUUAUAUUUUGCAUGAAAGAAAAACAUAUAUAAGUUAUUGUGAGUAUUGCUCAGAUGGAACAGUGUGAGUUUGACGUCAGUUGUGAUCCUCUCAGCAGUUUUAACUUUGCUAUUUCCUGUUACAUGUUGUACAUCAUCUUCUUUUUGACUUUUUCAGAUCACAGUCACUCCUAACUGUGUGGCUGUUUAUACUACACAGGCAAUUUCUUUAUUCAUUAAUUUUACAGGAAUGAGAAUGCAUGUUAUUAAUAAUACUUGUUCUUUGGAUUUUAAAUAUUUUCCCUUUAAGAUAUUUUAGUCAUUGUUAAUUCUCGUCGGUCGACUGCAUCCCAAUCAGUGCCUUAUGUAAUGAAUGGCAGGGCUAGGAGUAUUUCACACUCACACAGACCUCAGGGUCUAAGGCACAGUGUGUGUGUGUAAUAAGUGUGUGCAUGUGUGUAUGAUUCAUGCAUGUAACAGUAUGUAUGUAAUCUAUGUGUGACUGGACUUGAAGCACAGUUCCAUACCAGCAAAAAAUGUUUGAAUAGAUCGGCCUCUCCUGUCAUUUGUCAUUCUCUUCAACCCCUUCCUUCUCACGAGCUAAACCAAUGACACCGACUUAUUUGCUGCUUUCUUGUUAAUCCAACACCCUUCUUCCCCGUCUUUCCUCGUCGGCCUGUAUCACAAAUGUUGCCUCCCCAGAGUCUGAGCUGAACUCCUCUGUUUGUGUCGUUGCCUCUGUUUGGACACCUGACAGCAUCUUCAUCCCUCAGAGGAAUGGAGCACUGAGUUCAUCAUCUUUUAUAGCAAGUGUAUGUUUAUCAAUAAAAUGUUUUAAAUGGGA